AUGAUCGAAACUUUUGAAGCAGUUUGGUACAAGGAUAUGCGACAAGCUUUACUCGAUGCUGAAGAUAGCAAUGUGAUUUUUGUUGACUGGUCGAAAACAAAUCAUUUUCCGUACACACAAGCAACAGCCAACACUCAAAUUGUAGGAGCUGAAGUGUCUUUAUUGAUCAACGAAUUGAUUUCUGAUCAUGAAGCAGAUCCAUCUCUGAUUCAUAUUAUCGGACAUAGUCUGGGAGCACAUGCAGCAGGUUAUGCUGGAUCAAAAAUCUCUCCUCAACUGAGUCGUAUCACGGGACUCGAUCCUGCGGGACCCUACUUUGAAUCAACUGAUCCUCGAGUACGUCUCGAUCCAAGUGACGCUCGCUUCGUUGAUAUCAUUCAUACCGAUGGACAAGCUCAUGUUCAACUUGGUCUUGGUCUCUUGCAGCCAUUGGGUCAUGUUGAUUUCUAUCCCAAUGGAGGGCUCGAACAACCUCGAUGUCCUCAAAUGACAGGGAAAAUUUUCAACACUAUUCUAAAUGCCUUUAACAAUGAAGGUAGGAAUUUUUUCUCAUUGAACAAAACUUUUUGUUGA
Rotaria sp. Silwood2 is the source of this 573-nucleotide messenger RNA. Lineage: Eukaryota; Metazoa; Rotifera; Eurotatoria; Philodinida; Philodinidae. The record is from the annotation of a GenBank genome assembly.